ACGCUGACGCGGAAGAGAACAUCUGUCGGGAAGAUUUCAACUUUUUGCGCUCUAAGUUAUAAGCUAACUGCUAAAAUAUACAAUGAAAUACCAUAGUUAAUAGUUGCAAAAACGAGAAAUCACACGUUUAUCAGUUCAUUCACAGUAGAAAAAGAAGACGCCGCGGAAGACUAUAGAGUUAGACCAUAACAACACCUAUGGCCAGUAACAAUUUACAGAAAGCUAUAGAUCUUGCGAGCAAAGCUGCAGAGGAGGACAAAGCACAAAACUAUGAGGAGGCUCUCAGAUUAUAUCAGCAUUCAGUGCAGUACUUCCUUCAUGUGGUGAAGCAUGAAACUCAGGGAGAUCGAGCAAAGCAGAGCAUCAGGGCCAAGUGUAUGGAGUACCUGGACAGAGCGGAGCAGCUGAAGGAGUACCUGAGGAAGAAGGAGGCAGCUGCAGCCAAGCCUGUCAAAGAGGCAGAUGGCAAAGGGAGUGAAAGUGACGAAGGUGAUGAUCAAGAAAAGAAGAAGUUCCAAAAUCAACUCUCAGGUGCUAUCGUCAUGGAGAAGCCAAACAUUAAGUGGGAUGAUGUAGCUGGACUCGAAGGUGCUAAAGAAGCCUUAAAAGAGGCCGUCAUUUUGCCUAUUAAAUUCCCUCACCUCUUCACAGGAAAGCGAACUCCUUGGCGGGGCAUCCUGCUGUUUGGUCCUCCAGGAACGGGGAAGUCUUACCUGGCCAAGGCGGUCGCCACAGAGGCCAACAACUCCACCUUCUUCUCCAUCUCCUCCUCUGACCUGGUGUCCAAGUGGCUGGGCGAAAGUGAGAAGUUGGUGAAGAACCUGUUCAGUUUAGCGAGAAAGCACAAGCCCUCUAUCAUUUUCAUCGAUGAGAUCGACUCUCUCUGCGGCUCCAGGUCGGAGAAUGAGAGUGAAGCAGCCCGCAGGAUCAAGACAGAGUUUCUUGUCCAGAUGCAGGGUGUUGGAAAUGAUAAUGAGGGAAUCCUGGUCCUCGGAGCCACAAAUAUACCAUGGACAUUAGACUCAGCUAUUAGAAGAAGGUUUGAGAAGCGGAUCUACAUUCCCCUGCCUGAGGAGCACGCCCGCUCCUUCAUGUUCAAGCUGCAUCUGGGCUCCACCCCCAACGACCUCACAGAGUCCGACUUCGUGACUCUGGGCCAAAAGACGGACGGCUACUCGGGGGCUGACAUCAGCAUCAUCGUCAGGGAUGCCCUGAUGCAGCCUGUCAGGAAGGUUCAGUCAGCAACUCACUUCAAAAAGGUCCGUGGCUCAUCCUGGAACAAUCCCAACGUUGUGGUGGAAGACCUCCUGACUCCAUGUUCACCAGGUGAUCCCAAUGCUGUAGAGAUGACGUGGAUGGAAGUUCCUGGGGAGAAACUUCUGGAGCCGGUUGUUUGCAUGGCCGACAUGUUAAGAUCCCUGUCCAACACCAAGCCGACUGUGAAUGAGCAGGACUUGAAGAAGCUGGAGAAGUUUACAGAGGACUUUGGUCAGGAAGGCUAAUAAUACUCAAACUGUACUCACAAGUGUAUCACUCCUCCAUAUCCUUUUAUGCAUCCACUGAGGCUCACAGGUACUUCUCUGCUGCUUAUUCACAAGGAUUCAUGUUUCUUUAACUUUAGACUGAUAUUUUGUUUCCAACCCGAGUUAUAUCAGCUUGUUAUUUUAAGGAUAAAUGAAGCUCAUCAGAAUUACUUUUCUUAAAGUAUGUAGAUGGUAAUGGCUUCAGUGGAUAAAUACAUUUUCUAUGUAGUUUCAGAAAUUCUUUCCAGCACUUAAUACCUCUUCUUUUAGUCCUAGGGGAAUUGUAUUGCACUUAAAGCAUUUAUGUUAUGGUAUGGCUGUGGAAUUUUUGUGACAUGAUUUUCGCAGUGCAAAUUCAUCAUUGCUUUACAAAAAAAAAAGGUCAAAGAAAACUAGAGAAAAUCCCCACUAUCAGUGGUAGCAUUUUGGGUAUUAGUGUUUGCCUUUAAAGGAAAAAUCUCAGUCAGUUUUUCAAAAAAUUUCCCUUUCAGACACGUUGCUGUGAUGGCAGCUUGCUUUUGAAUCAAUCCACUGGUUCACCUGUUCUGCCAAGAUUUGUAUCCCUUAAAAAUGUGUUUCCCUCUCCAUGUUCCAGGAAAACACACACACAGCCAGGAUCUCUGUUCUCUGCGGGGAAAAUCAGUAGGUUGUUUGAAGUAGCUGUAAUGCCAUUAAAUCUCUUUAAUGUCUGCUUUUUUAUGUGUGUUUUAAAAGCAAGCAACAGGAAAACAGUCUGCUAAAAUGUAAAUAUUUUUUGAUGUCUUCUCUGGCAUGAAAUUAACUGAUGAGGAUAAAGACAUUUUUGAGGUGAUACAAACGCAGGCGUCUCCGGUCCAUCAGUUCCCGCUCUGAUUGCCACUCAGUGCAGUAAAAUAUUUAAAGAAGCGAGGCAGUUUGUUUGGUGCUGCUAUGGCAGAAAGGACAAAACUCCUCAUUUCAGAGUCGUGUACCUACAGCCUGGUGGCAGGAGUGGAAAACGUGGGCAGAGGGGUUGAUCGGGGUCAUUGACUAUUGUGAGUGCAAGGCGUGUGAUGGUUCUGUCGUUCAUGCCUGAGAUAUUGGGUGUGGGGGAGUGGAUGAUUUUGGAGGCAGCAUGUUGGAUCCUGUUGAGUUUGUCCUUGUUGGAGAUGGUCAGCAAUAUAUUUGCUCUUGCUUAAAAAUCCAUUAUUUAUUCCAGCUGAAUCUUAACUAAAACCAAACACACACAUUUUGCAGAUGACAGCACUGGUACAAUCUUAAUAGAACCCAAUAAACCUUCGCCAUUAGAUCAUAAGAAAUUUUUAAAAACUCAGAGUGUAACUAUCACAGAAAGUCAACACUGAUAUUUAGCAUGGAAGUAGAUCACUUAGUCCACUUCCAUAAGCCCUCCAUGGGGAUUGUUAUGGCUUUAUUUAAAGACUCUAACACACACUGCCUAUAAGGUCAGGUAUACUGUAUUAGAUUAUUCACAUAGUGUAAGCAGAUGAAAAAUGGUGAUGGAAAACGCUGGUUUACCAAUCAUUUUUAGGGAGAAAUUGAGAUUUGGAUAGCACUGUAUAAGAAGGCUUUGUACAUACUUUUCUAGAGCCUAAUUAAGUUUUUUUUUAUUAUU
Molecule: messenger RNA, 3114 nt
Organism: Myripristis murdjan (pinecone soldierfish)
Lineage: Eukaryota; Metazoa; Chordata; Actinopteri; Holocentriformes; Holocentridae
Product: vacuolar protein sorting-associated protein 4B-like
Exons: 11
Coding region: 198-1502 (434 amino acids)
Biological process (GO): endosomal transport; vacuole organization
Molecular function (GO): ATP binding; ATP hydrolysis activity
Source: RefSeq, a predicted model, not a curated record